Laccaria bicolor S238N-H82 is the source of this 1710-nucleotide messenger RNA. RefSeq lists its product as uncharacterized. Lineage: Eukaryota; Fungi; Basidiomycota; Agaricomycetes; Agaricales; Hydnangiaceae. The transcript is spliced from 2 exons. The record is from RefSeq and is a predicted model, not a curated record. The coding region runs from base 1 to 1710 and encodes 569 amino acids.
AUGAACGAUAACAAAAACCAUGGGUCAAAACCCUUCCCCUCCUUCUCCGAACUCCUUCUCACUCUCCCAUCUUCAAAUCCAGAAUAUAUAUCCACCAAAGCCUUCAGGUCCCACACUGAACAAGGGCACAUCCUUGACAUAGGUGUACUUUCCCUGCACCUUUCUGACGACAUCAAGCGCGUCUCAUGGCUCGAAUCAUUCCUAUUACCAUACCUCAGAGAUCUAGCCGACGCGCGGGAGCGUGUAGCCUACCAAAAAUGUCUCCUCUCCCCCAUCCGCCGCGUCCCCGUCGAGAUCCUCCAAUCCAUCUUCCUCGCUUGUCUUCCUGAGGGCUUUGUUGAAGCUGAUCCUCAAGCCGCCCCAUUGCUCCUAUGCCAAAUAUGUAAGUAUUGGCGGGACGUGGCACUCGCAUACCCACUUCUUUGGGCGUCUUUUAAAGUACGCCGCUCCAGCACGGGGAAGUGCAGCCCAGCUUUUCCGCUGGCCAGAUUAUGGCUGGAGCGAUCCAAAUCCAUGCCCUUGUCGAUUUGCUUACCGGUAGACACCGAUCGGGGGUGCGACCCGGGGCCUAAUGACGUGUUGUCGUUGAUCCACUUAUUCUUCCAACACCUCUCACGCUGGAAAUCUGUGCACAUGUGUCUCCGCGACCUUCUUUACUACGAACAUCCUUUACGAACCGAAUAUGUGCCUUCUACAGCGUUUUCUACGGUGCUUGAUAACCUCGAGCUGUGCUUCCCGCCUGAUAGCGUCGAUCCCCAGCCUUCCGAUCUGGGAUUCAGGAGUCUGGGUGACAUAAUACCCAUGAUCUGGACCUCCUCCCCACGACUGCAUACGUUGACGCUCAACGCGACGGCUGCGCCGAAUAUAAUGCAAAUUCUGAAGACGUGCCCGAACAUCCGCGACUGCGAGUUGCACGUCAAUGAUAAUAAUGUGUUCGUGACUUCAGAGGAAAAACUCACCCUUCCACAUUUACACACACUGAAUAUCCGAGGGCGGAUAUCGACCAUGAAUAUCAUUAACGCCAUUACGACUCCCUCUCUCCGAAUACUCACCAUUAAAGGGGAGAAGCAGUGGUCUCAAGCGAGUUUCCAGGCCUUAAUCGACCGGUCCUCUUGCUCCAUUGAAGAAUUUUCAAUGGUCAACGUAGCUGUCAGUGCAGAGUACUUGCUCUGCACCUUGGAGUACAUUGGCACCGCCGUCAAAGUAUUACGCCUUCAUUUCUAUCCCGACCGAUACACCACGGUAAGGCCGAUCUCGGACGCGAUACUCCGUGGUAUCGCGUCUUAUCUCCUUGUCCCGAAUUUAGAAGUACUGGACAUGGGGUGUGAUAGCAUGGAUCCGGAGAACCACCGACUAUUCGUGGAAAUGGUCACGACGCGGUUGGGUUGGGAGUUGUCUUUGCAAUUGGGUGCGGGUGCGGAGCACUUGCAUUCGAGUUCCAGCUCCGCCUUGCAUCUGGGAGCUAAACAUCCCCUUCGAAAGAUAUGUUUCUCCGCCGACAGGGAGACCGCGCACAUACAUACGCAAACUCUAGACUGGAUAGAAUUGAUUGGGAAACAAGGGGUGGAUGUAAAGGAUGAGCCUGCGUGGCGGGACUAUAGGAUUGAUGGGUGGUUCAAUGGGAUUAGAGUAUGGCCAGGUUCUCACUGGUGGUAUUGUAGAUGUGAAUCACGAGAGUUAUGGCUCGGUUUCGCCAUUCUAAAUGCGUGA